Dentiscutata heterogama is the source of this 611-nucleotide messenger RNA. NCBI's taxonomy places the organism in Eukaryota, Fungi, Glomeromycota, Glomeromycetes, Diversisporales, Gigasporaceae. The record is from the annotation of a GenBank genome assembly.
AAGAAGAAUUAAUAACACAACCGAUCCAAACCCUAGCAGCCAAACGGUCAAGAAAUGCUAAAAUAUAUCCUGAACAAUACACAGGAUUUGGAGGACAUCUAGAAGAAUAUGAUAAAACAUAUUGGAAUUGCAUAAUUAGAGAAACACAAGAAGAAAUAGGAUUUCAACUAAAACCAGAAAGAUUACAAUUCAUACGAACACAUGACUAUUUAUCUAAAAACAAAUCAGGAACAGAUCCUAUUACCAACACCGAUAGAAACAAAUCUUUUGAACUAAUAUAUUAUAUAGAAAUAGCAAUGUACUUAUAUUUAGCAUUACCACACGAAUGGAAUAACAUCAAACACAAAGAACCUGAAAACAUGAGUAAACCUCAAUGGAUGACAAGAAACCAAAUGAACUAUCAAAUAUGGACACCAUCCAUUCAAUAUUAUAAAGACCAACUCUUUGACGAGUAUAUACCACAAUACCUUGAAGAAUGGACUAAUUAUGAAAAGAUUACCAACAAUCUAUUCCAACAACAAUUUCCAGAUAAAAAAAUUCCAAAUGAAUACAAAACACCAUAUGAUGGUGACAAACAAGAGAUUAUGGCAGAAAAGCCUAAUCACCUGUGA